AUGUCAUCAUCAAUCCUUCACCAGUGCUCCCUCUGCGGCCAUGUCUCGGACAUUUCGCUCUCGUUGGCCGCUUUCAUCGAGAAUCCUCACUGUGUUCAGUGCGGUCUGUCUGUCCAGGAAAGCAAUACCAAGAUGCAAGAUGAACUUUCCUCUCUCUUCGAUCGCCAGAUGUCCAUGAACCAACAAACCACCUAUACGCCUGCCCAACCUCAGACUCAGCACCAGCUUCAGGUGAACCAAAUGAUCAGCCCGGAGCCUGAGCCAGUCCCGCAGCCUCAGAUCACCUACAGCAUCACCCAGCACUACCACCACUCAGCCCACGUCGCGCAGCCCACCGCACCCGCCAGCAGUCCAUCGCAAGCAAAAACCCAGCGGUUACGCGGCCUCCUCCUUGCGCAUGGCAUCGAUCCGUCCACCUUGUCCGCGGCUCAAUGCGAGCUCAUCCAGAAUGCUGAUCUCGCGCAGCAGCAACGCCUGCUGCAGACAUGGCAGGUCUACGCUGAGCACGGACUGGCUCAGAGCGGAUCUCCAGACACUGCGAUGGAAGACUCAAUGGACGAGGACUCGGUGUCUGCGGUGGAGCCGUACAUGGCCAUUGGAUAUAGGUCUCCGAACAUGACCCAUUCCGCCGAUGGCAUGCCGACGGAGCCCUCGACCGGUGAGCCGUAUGCCAAGUCGACUGAUUCGGUGUACAACCGCCAGUUGAGUCAGUGGUGGGAAGUCGGUUCAGCACCGGUCGAGUCGCAGUACGGCUUCUUCGAGGGCACGAGCCGGCGGGCGGCCAUGCCUAACUGCGCGGGGAUUCAGAUGCCGCAGUGA
Penicillium diatomitis is the source of this 819-nucleotide messenger RNA. RefSeq lists its product as uncharacterized. The transcript is spliced from 2 exons. The record is from RefSeq and is a predicted model, not a curated record. Bases 1 to 819 code for a protein of 272 amino acids. NCBI's taxonomy places the organism in Eukaryota, Fungi, Ascomycota, Eurotiomycetes, Eurotiales, Aspergillaceae.